CCUAACCAUAGUUUAUUUCCAUACCACCUCGUACCUUCCAUCCAUUCUCAAAGAGUCAAAACCCUAAUCGGAUCGCACGUCGCCUCUGCACUUCCAAGGAAAAUGAGUAGCCGUGCGAGCCGAACUCUCUAUGUCGGCAAUCUUCCCGCGGAUAUUCGUGAGCGAGAAGUGGAGGAUUUGUUUUACAAGUAUGGACGCAUAGCCCACAUUGAUCUGAAGGUCCCACCAAGGCCUCCGGGUUAUGCAUUUGUUGAGUUUGAAGAUGCUCAAGAUGCUGAAGAUGCCAUUCGGGGUCGUGAUGGUUAUGAUUUUGAUGGGCAUCGGCUACGGGUGGAACUUGCACAUGGUGGCCGUGGACAUUCAUCAUCAAGAGAUCGUUAUAGUACUCAUAGCAGUGGUGGUCGGAGUGGACGUGGUGGAGUAUCCAGGCGCUCUGAAUUCCGUGUGCUUGUCACUGGAUUGCCUCCUUCUGCUUCAUGGCAAGACCUUAAGGAUCACAUGCGACAAGCUGGGGAUGUUUGUUUUUCACAAGUUUUCCGUGAUGGUAGUGGCACGACGGGGAUCGUGGAUUACACAAACUACGAAGACAUGAAGUAUGCAGUAAAAAAGCUUGAUGACUCUGAGUUUCGGAAUGCAUUUUCUCGGUCCUAUGUCCGUGUUAGGGAAUAUGAUUCAAAGAGGGAUGCCUCUAGAAGCCCUAGUCGCGGUCGAUCCUAUUCGAAAGGCAGAAGCUAUAGCCGCAGCCGUAGUCGUAGCCGAAGUGUCAGUCGGGGCAGGAGCAAGAGCAAGUCUCCCAAGGCCAAAUCUUCGCGCCGCUCACCUGCUAAAUUGCGGUCAAGGUCUGCUGAGAGAUCUCGCUCUCGCUCUGCUUCAAAGUCUCGUUCUAUGUCAGGAUAUGGAUACAUGCAGCGAAGUGGGGAUUGGAUAUUAGGAUCUUGGUGGGAUAUGGUUCAGUUGCCUGCAACUCUUUUGGUUGUGGAGAUUGGGAACAAAGGAGAUCAUGGUUGCAAUAGUAAAGCUGGAUAUCUGGGAACUAAGUGCCAUUGGGAUUUGGAUAUCACCAUCAAUGAGCAGUAGAGACGAUUUCAUUAUCAUUUUCUGCUCCAACAUUUGCCAAGCUAGUAGGGAGCACUAUCUGGCCUUUCUGGAUUUUUGUGAUCUCGAUCAAGAUCCAGAUCUCCAUUGCCUUCGCGUCCGAAAAGGAAGAGUAAAAGCCCAAAGAGGCGCAGUGCUAGCAGGAGCCCAAG
Corylus avellana is the source of this 1247-nucleotide messenger RNA. The record is from RefSeq and is a predicted model, not a curated record. NCBI's taxonomy places the organism in Eukaryota, Viridiplantae, Streptophyta, Magnoliopsida, Fagales, Betulaceae.